GUGCCAGUGGCUUCCGUUUUGUUUCCUGAUUACUGCUAGUGCUCGGCCAGGCGGGGGUUUCUGUGCAGGGCUCUGGAGAAACGUUCAAUUUGGCUGUACGGCGUUUGGAAGCUUCAGGCCCCGGGAAAGGUGACAGCUUUUCGUGUAUCUGCCAACGUUGUAAUCAAUUGAAUUAUCAUAAACUGCCUGCUGUGUGGCAAUGGAAGCGGAGCAGAAUCAGGAAGUUCCAGAGGCUGUUGUUGAAACGCAGGCAGUGAGGAUGGAGGAGAAAUCGGAGCCCAAAUGUGUAGAGUUGGUUGAUGUACCUCCAGAAAUGGCCCCUGAACAAGAGAUUUCACAGGUGAAGACCCCAGUGAUGGAGAAUUCUGCUGAGGAAUUGCCAGAAAAGGAGAGAACCACAGAAGCUGUGGUGUCUCCUUCCAAACCUUCUGAGGUAGCUCCAGAGAAAUGCCCAGCUGCUGAGUCCUCCGAGAAGCCUCCAGAGGUGGAAAAGUCAUUGGAGCCAGUACAGCAGAAAGUGUCUGAACCACAGGUUCAAGUGAAUUCUGAACUGGAGAAACAGGAGGAGGAGCCUGCCAAAGAUGCAGAGUCCAAACCCAUUGCUGUGAAUGAUGCUAAGCCAGAAGAGCUUGACAAAGGUCAGGAGACGAUGACAAAAGAGGAUAAGGUACAAACAUCAGAGGCUGAGGGGGUUCAAGCUGAGCUUCCAAAAGAGGCAGAGCCUGAGCAGAAAGAACCAGAGCUACCGCUCUUCUUUGGCUGGUUUCUGCUUCCAGAGGAAGAGGAGCGGAUAAAGUGUGCCACCAUGGACUUUCUCAAGACGUUGGACACUUUGGAGGCCUUUAAACAACACAUUAGUGAAUUUACUGGUGAGGCGGAGAAAGAGGUUGAUCUCGAGCAGUACUUUCAGACUGUACAGCCCCUCCACUGCACCACAAAGUUCUGUGACUAUGGCAAAGCAGAGGGGGCAAAAGAGUAUAUGGAGCUACAGGUGGUCAAGGAUUCAUUUGGCAAUUCUUACGAGCUUUCAGUCACUGCUCUCAUUGUCACCCCUCGUACAUUUGGGGCCCGUGUAGCAUUGACAGAAACUCAGAUGAAGCUGUGGCCUGAAGGGGCAGACAAGGACAUGGUUCCUCCAGCUCUUCUGCCCAGCAUAGAGGGUCUCCCAUCAGGUAGCCGUGCCCAUGUUACAUUAGGUUGCUCUGCUGGAACAGAGGCGGUUCAGACCGGUUUGGAUCUGCUGGAGAUCCUGGGCCUGCAGAAAGAAGGCAAGGAGGGUACCCAGGUAGAGAUGGAGAUGGGUACUUUGUCCUACCUGGAUGAGGGCCGUUGGUUUCUUGCCUUGAGGGAACCAAUUACAGCAGAUACCACCUUCUCUAGCUUCUCUGAUGACAAGCCUACCAGUGACCAGAGCAAAAAGGAUGGAGAGAAGAAAAAGAAAAAAUGUACCAUUCUGUGAGGGCAAAGAGAAGAAGGGGGGCUAAAUUUUCAAUGGGCUCUGACCCUCGGUUGGCUGGGUAGGAUGUUGUGUUUUUGCAUGUAUGUAGGUGGAUUGCGUGUAUGUUUUGCAGCUUGUGAUGCUUGGGAUGAUUUGGCAGGCAAUGUGAGACCAGACAUUCCCAGCUUUCUCUUAGCUGGUGCCUUUUUCCUUUUGCUCAGCAACAAGAGGUCUAGUAUCUGCCUAUGGUCAAUAGAUUACUCUGUUGGAAAGUUCAAUCUUUUUUUUUUUUAACAUGGCUUUGGCCUCCACGCCAUCCUUGUUCCCAUCACACAGGUGCGUUUACGAUCCGUCUUCCCUACACUUAGAUUUAGCACAACUUGUACCCUGUCCCAGCUUUUUUCUUGUUGAUAAAUAGUCUUAUUAUACAGCCCUCACUUCAGUUUGAAGUUAGUUUUGCUGUACCAUUUAAAAGAUUUCGAUUCUCAAUAUAGAUUUAGAUCUAACUUCUGACUCUAAUCUAUCUCAUGCAAAAAAUAUGUGGUAGUUUUGAUCCGUUUAUACAUGCAUACAUCAAAAGGAACUUGGGCUGAGGUUUGGAAACAAAACAUAAAUUUGUUAGUUUAGCGUGCCUCUUUAAUGUCCCUCUCUUCAGCCUUUGUGGAUCUGAGACGACUUGUACGAUGAACAUUUCCAGAAAUGCGUGCUGCACCUUUAUUAAUCUCCGCUAACCACUAAUGAUGAUCUGUUCUGUGUGCAUGCCAACAUUUUGACACGGUUCUUCUCAUUCCUUUGUAAUCAUGUAAAAUUCAUUCAAAUUUUUUUCAUAUGUGAAACUGCAUACUGUCUGUGAGAUGUGUUUUUAGGCUAACUUGUGUGUAUUGUGUGUGUGUGUGUGGAUGAAAUUGAAUGGUCUCUCCUGAGCCUUACCAUUUACAGUGUUGGUCAAACCAAGGGAGACACCUUUUGAAUUACAGCCCCUAAUAUCGGUGAACACAAACCUGUACUACUCUUUAUUAUAUCUGCCAUAUUUUCCAUACAAUCAGCUCUUUCCUUAAACCAGUGUUUUCACAUGUGAUGGUACAUUUAUGCUUAUUCAUUUCAGUUCUGGAAAAUGUGUACCCUGAAUACUGACAGGCAUCUGUCUGAUGCCUUCCUCCUCGGUAGGUUUCUAGAUGGCCGAAGCCAUGAUUAUCUUAGGUCUUUGACAACAAGGCACUAUAUUUUUGCACUUACCUUGUUUUUCCAUUUGAUUUUGUACACUUAAUAAAAGAAUGUGCUUGGCUCUGAAAA
Messenger RNA from Xyrauchen texanus (razorback sucker), 2731 nucleotides. Its product is annotated as 2',3'-cyclic-nucleotide 3'-phosphodiesterase-like. Gene Ontology annotation, molecular function: 2',3'-cyclic-nucleotide 3'-phosphodiesterase activity. The record is from RefSeq and is a predicted model, not a curated record. Lineage: Eukaryota; Metazoa; Chordata; Actinopteri; Cypriniformes; Catostomidae. Bases 200 to 1459 code for a protein of 419 amino acids. Gene Ontology annotation, biological process: cyclic nucleotide catabolic process. The transcript is spliced from 4 exons. Gene Ontology annotation, cellular component: membrane; cytoplasm.